Protopterus annectens (West African lungfish) is the source of this 733-nucleotide messenger RNA. It is a transcript of the gene NDUFB2, whose product is annotated as NADH:ubiquinone oxidoreductase subunit B2. The record is from RefSeq and is a predicted model, not a curated record. NCBI's taxonomy places the organism in Eukaryota, Metazoa, Chordata, Ceratodontiformes, Protopteridae. Gene Ontology annotation, cellular component: mitochondrial inner membrane. The transcript has 4 exons. Bases 316 to 633 code for a protein of 105 amino acids.
CGAGGAGGGAUACUUAGUUUUGUAUUUGCAUAUGUAUUAUUUUUUUUAAAGUAAAGCCGUAUGGGAAACCAAAGUACAGUUUGACAUAGCAAACAGUGUCUCGUUUAAUACCACUGGAAGGAGUACGAUUAAAAGCAUUUACAAUAGAUGCAUUCGUCAUAUUUCCUCGCUGUAGGUCGCAUGCGCAAUUUCUAACGGCUCGGUUAUGGGGUUAUAAGGCAAGGUGACUGUGGGCCUUUUCGGUGUAUACCCUUUCAUCUGACAGUUUUUGCUACGGGUGGCAUAGAGUGAUAUUUGCAGCUGUGAUCGUGCGUUAUGUCUUCCCUGGGGCGGGUUGUCUCUGUUCUCCGUAGUGGGACGUACGUACUCCGGCAGGCUGGAACGAAAUCUGGACUUAGAAGUGCUGGGAGCGAUUCUCAUGUAGGUCCAAGUUACCGACAGAUGCCAUGCGUUGCCAAGAAGCCAAUAUUCCAGGCUGAGCUUCUUAGUGGUUUCAUGUGGUUUUGGAUAUUGUGGCAUUUCUGGCACACACCUGAAGCUGUAUUUGGUCACUUCCCUUAUCCAGAUCCAUCUCAGUGGACAGAUGAAGAGCUCGGAAUCCCUAGAAUGAGGAAUAAACAAGGAUUCUUUUAAAUGUUCUUGUUUGGAAUUCCGUGCGCAAAGUGAGCUACUUUCAAAAAAAGUUCCAAGUUGUAAAUAGAAUUCUUAAUAAAGCUGUAUUACAUACUAAGCA